Toxotes jaculatrix (banded archerfish) is the source of this 2499-nucleotide messenger RNA. RefSeq names its product ADAM metallopeptidase domain 28 (gene adam28). Gene Ontology annotation, cellular component: plasma membrane. The transcript is spliced from 22 exons. Gene Ontology annotation, biological process: proteolysis. The record is from RefSeq and is a predicted model, not a curated record. Lineage: Eukaryota; Metazoa; Chordata; Actinopteri; Toxotidae. The coding region runs from base 64 to 2379 and encodes 771 amino acids. Gene Ontology annotation, molecular function: metalloendopeptidase activity.
ACAGCAUAAAGCCUGAUCAGAGCACCGAUCUGCUCUGUUACAGCGACUGUCUGCACUUGGACAAUGAAGCGAACUCUCCUAUUGUGGAUCCUCAUGCUAAAUGCCUCGCUCAAGCCCUCAGAAAGUCAUGGAAAUGAGUUUGAGGAGGUGAAGGACUAUGAAGUGGUUCGACCCGUCAGGCUUCACACAGUCAGAAAAAGACAUGCAGAGAACCUCAGACCGGAGACCGUUAAGUAUGCAAUGACAGUGGGAGGAAAACACAUUGAAAUACAACUAGAAAAAAAUGAUGAAUUACUCACCCAAGACUACACGGAGACUUACUACCAAGAAGACGGGACAGAAGUCACCACAAAACCGAAUGACAUUGAUCACUGCUACUAUCAUGGGAGGAUUGUGAAUGACAGCCAGUCGUCUGUUAGCAUCAGCACUUGUGAUGGACUCAGGGGUUACUUCAGAACAUCUGCCCAGAGGUACCUGAUUGAGCCGCUGUCUGGUGGCGAUGAGGGGGAUCAUGCAGUGACCACAUUAGAUGAGAAGACCUUCACACCUGCAGUGUGUGGUGUAACCAACACCAGCUGGAGUGACGACUUUGAGCCCCCAACAAGUCGCAGCCGCUCCAGAUCAGGGGGUAUAACUAUUGUCCAACAGCAGAAGUACAUCGAGCUCUUCCUUGUUGCUGAUAACCGUGAGUUUGAGAAGAUGAAUCGAGAUCAGACAAAGCUGAGAAAGAGGAUAUUUGAAAUUGUCAACUUUGUCAACAUGGCCUAUAAGCCUCUGAGGACUUUCAUUGCUCUGGUGGGGAUAGAGAUUUGGUCCAGCGGUGACUUGAUCAGUGUGACCCCCCCAGCUGGGGCCAACCUGGAUGCUUUCAUGAACUGGAGGAACUCUGAGCUGGUCAAUAGGAAAAAGCAUGACAACGCACAUCUCAUCAGUGGUAUUGACUUUGAAGGAGCAACUGUGGGGCUGGCUUUCAUUGGGACUCUGUGCUCUGGUCACUCUGUUGGAGUAGUACAGGACCACAAUGACCGGGCCAUUGCAGUGGGAGCUACACUGGCUCAUGAGAUGGGCCACAACCUGGGCAUGGACCAUGACGACUCCAGUGCCUGUGCUUGUUCUGGGGAUAGCUGCAUCAUGGCUGCUGCCCUCAGCUGGAACGUUCCCCGGACUUUCAGUAGCUGCAGCAGCAGUAACUAUGAAAAAUACCUGACAAGCCGCAGCCCCAGCUGUCUGCUGGACAUACCAGACUACGCGAGUUUGGUGUCUCCUUCAGUCUGCGGCAACGGGUUUCUGGAGAAAGGAGAGCAGUGUGACUGUGGCACUGUGGAGGAGUGCACCAACCCUUGUUGCAAUGCCACCACCUGCACCCUGAAGGAAGGCUCCCAGUGUGCUGAAGGCGAGUGCUGUGAGAACUGUAAGAUCGCGCCUCGCUCCAGGGAGUGCCGCAGGAAGCAGGAUGAGUGUGACCUGGCAGAGUACUGUGAUGGGACGAGGCCCACCUGUCCCGAGGAUGUGUUUGCUGUGAAUGGCCUCCCAUGUGACGGAGGCCUGGGAUACUGCUACAAUGGCCAGUGUCCACAGAGGUCGAACCAGUGUGUCAAGAUGUAUGGAUCAGGUGCUAUAGUGGCCCGUGACUCCUGCUAUGAUCAGAACACCAGAGGACUAUACUAUGGCUUCUGCACACGUCCCUCAAACGACCAGUACAUCCCCUGCCAGCGAGAAGACAGGUUUUGUGGAAAGCUCUUCUGCCACAAUGGUAAUGAAAACCCAAACUACGGCCGCAUGGUGAGGAUCGGUGACUGCAAGGCAGCUUUCUUUGGAGACUACACUAAAGACUACGGCCAGGUGGACACUGGGACUAAAUGUGACAAUGGAAAGGUGUGCGUCCAGAAUCAGUGCAUGGAUCUUCAGGUGGCUUACAGAAACACAAACUGCUCUGCAAAAUGCCCAGGCCAUGCUGUGUGCAAUCACAAAAGUGAGUGUCAGUGUGAGCCUGGCUGGAUGCCUCCUCACUGCAGUUCGCAGGAUGAAGCUUUCAAUUCUCUUUCUACUGGAGCAGCUGUUGCCAUCGCUGUGGCAGUCAUACUGGUGGUUCUAGGUAUCAUUGCUGGUGUGUUUGGGUUCGUCUGGAAAAAACGACAAAGUCCCGUGUUGCCAACUGCACACGUACAGAGGAAGCAGCCAGCAGUGGACAGGUCCCCUCACUACAUAAACAGAGCACCAGUUCCUAGUCAACCCGUACCAGUGCCACAGAUUGUAAGGCCAAAGCCCAGAGGAGCUCCACCUCCACCACCUCCAGCAGGGAACAGACCUAAACCUGGGAAAGAGAACUACUCAGCUGCACGUCAGGCUCUGAAGCCAGUUCCUCCACCAAAGGUCUGAUGAGACAGUGUAAUCUAUGAGUGAACCUGGGGAGACUCACAUUUGUGCGUUGUUCCCAACAAGAGGCAACUGGAAAUCCGAAGAAAUGGACAGAUUUUAAUUAAAGGCUUCCUGUCAUGA